AUGAAGAUUAAUGGAAAAGUAGCCAUUGUCACAGGUGCUUCAUCAGGCUUUGGCAAGAUGCUUUCACUUCGACUUAUUUCAAGUGGUGCACGAGUUGUAUUGGGAGAUAUUUCUGUAGCAGCAGGUCAAGAGCUCUUAUUGCAACUCAAUUCAAGAUCUCCUGCAUCUGCUAUAUUCGUAAAAUGUGAUGUAACAAAAGCUGAAGAUUUAAAGCUAUUGUUUGAUUCUGCACGUAAAGCAUUUGGCCGGAUUGAUUCAGGAAUUGUUGAAAAGGAGGAGUUUACCAAGGACUUGAAGGAUUCAUGGAAAUCAGUGAUUGAUAUCGACUUGACGGCAGUGAUUAUGGGGACACGCAUGGCGAUCAGCGAAAUGGUCAAGCAACCCAAGAUCGAUGAUGCAGUACUUUGGCGUGGUGCCAUCAUAAAUACAGCAUCUUUGGCUGGUUUAUAUCCACAGUCACAGCAGCCUAUUUAUGCUGCGGCAAAAAGCGGAGUAGUGAAUUUUACAAGAUCUUUGGGAUACUUGUUUACUGAGCAGGGAAUUCAUGUCAACUGUAUCUGCCCGUCCUUUUCAGAUACUCCAAUCCUGAAUACAUUGCUUGGAAAAUCAGUGCCAAGUCAUAUGAAAGUUCCCAUCAGUCUUGUUAUUGAUGCUUUUAUUCUAGGUAUUGAGGAUCAGUCAUUGAAGGGAGAUGUGAUUCGUGUAACACCCGAAUAUGGAAUAGACAUUGUAGGUAGACGCAGGAAAUCUAAACUAUAA
Molecule: messenger RNA, 759 nt
Organism: Batrachochytrium dendrobatidis JAM81
Lineage: Eukaryota; Fungi; Chytridiomycota; Chytridiomycetes; Rhizophydiales
Exons: 6
Coding region: 1-759 (252 amino acids)
Cellular component (GO): cytoplasm
Molecular function (GO): oxidoreductase activity, acting on the CH-OH group of donors, NAD or NADP as acceptor
Source: RefSeq, a predicted model, not a curated record